Messenger RNA from Ciona intestinalis (vase tunicate), 915 nucleotides. The record is from RefSeq and is a predicted model, not a curated record. Lineage: Eukaryota; Metazoa; Chordata; Ascidiacea; Phlebobranchia; Cionidae.
ACUUCUUAUUUUUCUAUAUUUCUAGAUAUCAAUCAGAAAAUCCAUUUAGAUUUGCUACAAAAUGAAGAUUAUCGUUGCAAGUUACAGCAAGACUGGAACGAAAACUUUAAACGCCGCUUUGAGGGCCCUUGGAUAUGACGUGUAUGAUUUUGUUGAGAACUUCUGGUAUCUUGGGGAUGACUGGAUGCGAAUAAUGAACAACGGGGGAAAAGUAGAAGAUUUUAAACGGAUGUAUAAGGAUGUGGAUGUCGCUCUGGAUAUUCCAGUUUAUUUCUUCUGGGAAGAGAUACACCAAGCGUUCCCGGACGCGAAGAUCAUUCUGACCUUAAGAGACGACGAGAGUUGGUGUAAAAGUUUGGACAAACAGAUGGAAGAAAUGUCUUCAAAGUCUUCGCCAUUAUAUGUGCUUGUACAACUCAUGACGUAUACUGGGUUUAGAUAUUAUAAAUGGACUACCAGGGCAGCUGAAGUUUGCUUGGGAACAAGAACCAAGUGGUUUUGGCAGACGGUGGACAAGAACGGUACAAUACAGAAGCACGUGUUUCGUCAGCACAAUGUUUAUGUGCAACAGCCCCCAAAAACAAGCUGUUGGUUUACAAUUUGGCUGACGGUUGGGAGCCUCUCUGUAAGUUCCUUGGGAAAGAUGUUCCCGAUCAAGUAUUUCCCCGCAUGAACGUUGGUGCCACACUUGUUGCAAAUAUGAUGGCGAAGCACCCGGUAAUGAAACGAAUGCAGAAGGAGUUCAAAAUCUCUAUGGGCAUAAUAUCAAUACUGAUGUUAUAUGGAUGCUAUAAGGUUUUCAAAGGAUUCACCUUCCAUGCAGAGGAGACGACUUUUAUGCAAAAGAUUUCUUCAGUGGUUUUAAAUUACUUGCCGAAAAUAUGGUGAAAAAUAUAACAACGCGUUUUGUGUUAA